Trematomus bernacchii (emerald rockcod) is the source of this 2467-nucleotide messenger RNA. RefSeq names its product copper metabolism (Murr1) domain containing 1 (gene commd1). Gene Ontology annotation, cellular component: endosome. The transcript has 3 exons. Bases 23 to 595 code for a protein of 190 amino acids. NCBI's taxonomy places the organism in Eukaryota, Metazoa, Chordata, Actinopteri, Perciformes, Nototheniidae. The record is from RefSeq and is a predicted model, not a curated record. Gene Ontology annotation, biological process: negative regulation of protein localization to cell surface; regulation of proteasomal ubiquitin-dependent protein catabolic process; positive regulation of protein ubiquitination.
UCAUGUGACCGCACAAGCAAACAUGGCGGAUGUAGAGGCAUCGAAAUCUUUGAGCGGACUGUUGAAUGGAAUAGCUCAAAAAGUGUAUUAUAACAACAGCGAAAUCACAGAGGAGCUGUUGAAAGAUGAGUUAUAUCCCGAGCUGUCGCAGGAGGAGUUCAAGGCUUUGCAUGAAAAGAUGAAAGCCCUCAUUAAGUCUAUUGCCACAGCAGACAUGGACCCCUCCCAGCUGGAGGCCUUCCUCACAGCGCAGACGAAGAGGCAGGGCAGCGGGGGGCUGGGUGCCGAGCAGGCCGCCACCCUCUCUCGCUUCUGGAAGAGCCAGCGGGUCCGUGUGAGGGAGAGUCUGCUGUCUCAGAGCCGCUGGGAGCCCGGUCUCAGGGGCCUCUCCUGGAGGGUGGACCUCCACACUGCAGCCAGCCGGGGGGACGCAGCCCACAGCGGCCCCGUGGCCCUCAUGGAGCUGGAGCUGGGCCGAGCCGGACAGGACUCAGAGUUCGUGUGUCUGGAGUUUGAUGAAGCCAAAGUCAACCAGGUGCUGAAGAAGAUGUCUGAUAUCCAGGAGAGCAUCGACAGGAUCGUUCAUCGCACCUGAAACUUUAAGAGAGGUUUUCCUCGGGCAGCAGAGAAAUGGGAAGGUGGGAUUCUGUCUCAGAGACACUGCACCUCAUAGAAAAUAACUGUUCUCUCUUUGCUGAUAUGCCAGGAUGGAUCCAACAUGGCUCUGCCUACAGACUUUUGAAAGACAUACCGUAUGAGAUGCAUAAUCCUCAUUUCAAUACAACUUGUCAUAUUGACUUGUCCUCAUAUUAAGGGUCUUGUUGAUGGACCAAAAAAGUGUUUGUUUUUUCAACCAACAAUAACUCAAAGUGCUGAAUUGUUUUUUUUUUUUUUAUAUGAGAGUGAUCCUUCUCUAUUCCCUUUCUGAAAGUGUGUAGAAAGGGUCCAAAUCUUUGCAAAUUUAAGUUGGUUAAAACAACAUUUUUUUUAUAAUACAAUGUGACAGAAACAACAAUUAUUAAAGUAAACACUGCAACGUAAUCUGAAGAGGAUGAUACAGCUUUAGAUCUAAAGUUCAGACUGAUGUUUUUUGACUGAAAAUGCAUUUAAAGUCAACGCAAAGAUGCAAAAGAACUCAAAUUGAUAUUAACAGGCGGCGCACAUUUGGUCAACAACUUUGAGUUGAACAAUUUUCCACUGAUGCUGUUUAUGGAGAAGAAACUGUUAAAUAAAAAAUAAAGUAUAAUUUGAAUUCAAUGUUGACGCCUUAGCUACUCAAUCUACAGCUUUAUGAUAAACCUGUGAUAAAAUGCUAACAUUAGCAUAAAAUGAUAUUGUGCCAAUAUUCUGAAUAUGUUCUUUUAGCAUAAAUGUAAAAAUGCUCACUUGAGCUAAUGUUAGCAUUUAGCUCGAAUCAUGAUGAUUUUUUCCCUCUGUGAAUGCUGACUUAGUAGCUAAUGUUAACAACAUGUAAGCGUUCAAAUAUUUAAUUCAAUACAACUUUAUUCAUCCCUUCAAGUGGCUAUUUGAUGCAUAGAACAACUAAAACCUAUUUUAUUAUGUAGAUGUUGGCAAGGUAAUAUAAGCAUUUAGCUGAAAGUACAGCUGACAGUAUCAGGUUAGACUGAUGAGAGCUCUCUGAUGUUACCAUGGUGAUUGUCAUGUACCUGAACAGAGUUUAGAGCGUCCUGCUCCUUUAAGGAAAUGGUGUGAUCAUCCCUUUCUGAGCUACCUGGUGUCAGGUAGACUGCCUGCAGGUGUAGAUUACACGUGGCCCAUUAAUUCUUAAGAGGAACAAAAGCCUGCAGGACCUCAGCAGCACUUGAACAGUUUGAUUAAGGACUUGAUUCAUUAGUUCAGGUUAAGAGUGUUUAUAUAAAUGCAGUUAGUUAAACCUCCAGUCAGAUCCAGUGGGAUGCAGUGUUUGUCUGUGUCUGUGUUCAGUGCGGAGGUUAUAUUGCUCCAGAGGUGGAUGACACUGACAAGCAAUAAAAUGCCUGAUAAAUAAACUCUUAAAUCAAUAAAGUAUAAACCAUAAAACCCCUGCUUUUGCUUUCGAGAUAGCAUUUACAACCCAACACAAGAUCAUGUUGGAGAUUAUUGGGAUAUACUCUAGCCUAUACUGUCUUAAAUGUGCUUACAAUAAGUAAGUUGUAAUAAUUAUUGUGUUUUGAUUUAAUCAUAAUGCAAAAUCUUUGAUUUAUUCUUGUUUUGUUUUCAGUUAUGGUGCGCAAAAUCUGAAACAAAGGUCAGGUUUAUUGUUUGACGGCCAUAAAUACAAAGAGAAUUCAAUCUAAAGUAUAAUUUAUAAUAUAAAGAGGAUUUGUCAGUGCUUGCAGGGCUCAGAGAAAUAUAUUUGUGCACUUUUGAACUUAAUGAAUCACUUUUGAAGAACUGCUCAAUGUACAUAUUUCCUUGUAAUUGUCAUUAAUGCUUUGUAAUAAACGUCUCAGACAUCUGGCUGGAA